Molecule: messenger RNA, 900 nt
Organism: Dichomitus squalens LYAD-421 SS1
Lineage: Eukaryota; Fungi; Basidiomycota; Agaricomycetes; Polyporales; Polyporaceae
Product: nicotinate-nucleotide diphosphorylase
Exons: 5
Coding region: 1-900 (299 amino acids)
Biological process (GO): quinolinate catabolic process; NAD+ biosynthetic process
Cellular component (GO): cytoplasm
Molecular function (GO): nicotinate-nucleotide diphosphorylase (carboxylating) activity
Source: RefSeq, a predicted model, not a curated record
AUGUCCACCUCGCAGGAUGAGCUCGAUCACUACGAACACCUGCUUCCGCCAAGCUGGAAGACACAGAUCACGACAUGGUUGCAGGAAGACACCCCAUCGUUCGACUACGGAGGCUUCGUAGUCGGAGAAGCCCAUCGUGAGGCCUUCCUUCUCGGGAAAGGCAAACAGACUGCCGUCCUCGCGGGCGCGCCCUUUUUCACCGAGGUGUUUGCACAACUAGGCUGCGAGGUGGAAUGGCACAUGAAGGAGGGCGAGACGUUCGAGCCGGUGAAGCACGUCGCGACCGUCAGGGGCAAGGCGCGGCACCUCCUGCUGGGCGAGCGCGUCGCGCUCAACAUGCUCGCGCGCUGCUCCGGCAUCGCUACCCAAUCGAAGAAGAUCAAGGACCUCGCGCGGGGCGUCGGGUACAAGGGCGUCAUCGCGGGCACGCGCAAGACGACGCCCGGGUUCAGGCUCGUGGAGAAGUACGGGAUGCUCGUGGGCGGGAUCGACCCGCACAGGCACGACCUGUCGAGCAUGAUCAUGCUGAAGGACAACCACAUCUGGUCGUCUGGCUCGAUCACGAACGCCAUCAAGCAGGCGCGCAAGGUCGGCGGGUUCAGCCUGCUCCUCGAGGUCGAGGUCGGCUCCGAGGCAGAGGCGGACGAGGCGAUCGACGCGGGCGCGGACAUCGUCAUGCUCGACAACAUCGAGGGCGCGGAGCUCGUCGGCGUCGCGCGGCGGCUGCGGGAGAAGUGGGCCGGGAAGCGCAAAUUUUUGUUCGAGAGCAGCGGGAACAUCACGGAGGCCAACCUGCACGAGCGCGCGAUCAAUGAGAUCGACAUCUUUAGCACGAGCGCCGUGCACCAGUCCGUGCAGCACAUCGACUUCAGCUUGAAGAUCCAGAAGCCCAAGAACUAA